UCAUGGAGCCCACAGGGGCACGACUAAGUUUGGAGGCGCGGGGACCAGCCCCCUCUGGAGAGCCCCCGCCGGCCGAGGAGCUGCCAGUCCCGGGGGUCCUAUAUGUGGAGGGUAGCGGCGACCGAGAGGGCACUUCGGAGACCCAGAGUCCCAACGCUCAGCUAGGCGAUAGGCCCCUAUCCCCGAAGGAAGAGGCCGCCCUCCAGGAGCAGGAGGAGUUGCUGGAAUGUCGCCGCCGCUGCCGCGCGCGCUCCUUUUCCUUGCCCGCGGACCCCAUCCUGCAGGCGGCCAAGUUCCUGCAACAGCAGCAGCAGCAGCAGCAGCAGCAGCAGCAACAGGCUGUGGCGCUGGGCGGCGAGGGGGCGGAAGACGCGCAGCUCGGCCGGGGCGGCUGCUGCGCCAAGUGCAAGAAGCGGGUGCAGUUCGCGGACACGCUGGGGCUGAGCCUGGCCAGCGUGAAGCACUUCAGCGAGGCGGACGAGCCGCAGGUGCCGUCUGCUGUGCUCUCGCGCCUCCGAAGCUUCCCCAUGCGCGCGGAGGAUCUGGAGCAGCUCGGGGGCCUGCUGGCCGCGGCGGCGGUGGCCGCGCCCCUCUCAGCGCAGCCUUCCCGGCUCCGACCGCUAUUCCAGCUCCCUGGGCCGAGCGCCGCGGCCGAGCGCCUGCAGCGGCAGCGCGUGUGCCUGGAGAGCGUGCAGUGCUCGGCGGCCCCGGGCGCGGAGGUGAAGGGCUCCGGCCGGGUGCUCAGCUGCCCUGGGCCCAGGGCCGUGACCGUGCGCUACACCUUUACGGAGUGGCGCUCCUUCCUGGACGUGCCGGCUGAGCUGCAGCCCGAGCCGCAGGAGCCACAGCCACCAGAGGCGCCGUCGGAGGCUUCCGAGCCCCGGUCCGGGGAUGCUGAGAAACAGCCAGGCGCCGAGUGCUUCCACUUCUCACUGUGCCUGCCUCCCGGCCUGCAGCCUAAGGACGGAGAGGAAGCCGACGCGCGGGGCGUCGAGGUCCACUUCGCGGUCUGCUACCGCUGCGCGCAGGGAGAGUACUGGGACAACAAUGCAGGUGCCAACUACACGCUGCGCUACGCGCGCCGUGAGGACGCGCUCUGAGCCUGGAGUGCUUCGAAGAGCCGUGGGGCAGGGCUAAUCAGCACGUGGAGCUCUGGCCGCUGUCCCAAGGGACUUGCUGGGAUGCUUUGCUGAGCAUGUUGGAUCUGAAGGGUGGGGCUUGUGGAGGGAAAAUGGGGAGACGUCGAACUGUCGACUCGCAUCCCGGCAGACACGUGAGCGAGCUUAGAGAGCAAAGCGCCGAGAGCCUCCGGCCUCAGUCUUCUUGUCCUUUGGACCUUCCUACAUGGCCUCUAGAAUUCCCAGCCUGCGCAGAAUAGAAAGAGACUCCCAAGGCCCGGAGCGGCUGCCUCCAAAGAAAAAGGCUCCCGACUCCCGGGCGUGGUUCUAAGACCUUGGGAUUGGUUUUUAACUUUAAAUACCAUAUUUCAGCCCUUGCAGCUUGCUGGAAACCCCUACAGAAAGGACAAAGCGUCCUGCCACUGUGCACCAAAGGAAGAUGCCAUGGACUGUGGGUGCAUGGUGCGUGGGACCUUUACACCCCAGCCUGUUUCUUAGAGAAAACCCGGGCUGGGCCGGGCCAAGCCACCUUUUUCUUUUGACUGGGAUGCGGGAAAUGUUUGCCCAGACUUGGCGUUGUUUACUUGUGCGACUGUAUACAAAUGUCCUUUAAAAAAGUAAAGGCCACUCGCCCCCCUUUUACGUUGUACUCUGUAUUUUAGCUCCCGUGCGUUUGGGGAGGCAUUGGCAGUCGGCCAAUCUUUGUCAGCUGAUGAUGCACGCACUUUUAACAAUCGUUAAACAGCAGUCUACAAAUUCCUCUCCUUCCAGUCCUUCCGCUCUGAUGCAAAAGGGCCCCAAUUUCCCACGUGCUUUAAAAUGUUCUGUAGAAAGUGUUCUGUCCUCUGCCGUAAGGAUGUUUGGUGAAUUGAAAUGCCAGAGUCCUCGGGCAGGCCUUGGCUGUGAUCUGCGAGAGCCGGCCACACAGGCUCCAGCGCCCUUUGUGUAGACAAAGCAUGCUGUUGUGAGACUUGUCCGGCCAUUAGUAGUCAGAGAAGCUGGGCCCUUUUAGUCGGGGACUUCGAGCACAGGGGAUGGGGGAUGGAAAGCUGGCUUUCUAUUCCUCUCAGAGCCCCAGUGCAGAGUGGUGACUUGAUGGACGAGGAAGCAGGCCCAGCGAGUCACUGCUACUCAGACGCAGAUGGGCACCUUGGCAGGCCUGUGGGGUGUGGGGUGGGGUAUGGAUGGCCUUGGCUGCUGUGCUGGCUGUGGAUGCCAAGAUGAUGUAGCCCUCUGUGCAUGAGCGGGCAGUGGGGCAUCCUGAGUGAGGUCAUGAGUCUGUCACCCCUUGACUCUGCCUCAGUAAUUUCCUUUUUUUUUUUUUUUUUUUUUUUAAGUCUUCACAUUUUACAGCACAUGGCGAGUAUAAUCAGUGGUUUGGGGGAUGGUAGUCUCUAAGGAGGGACAGUUUCACUGUUGCUUGAUAGAACAGGACUGGGCAUACAUACUAUAGCCCAUGGGCCAAAUUUGGCACACAGCCUGCUCUUGUAGGGCCUGUGACCUAAGAAUGGUUUUUACAUUUUUAUUUUUUAUUUUAUUAAUAUUUUUUUUAGAUGGAGUUUCAUUCUUGUUGUCCAAGCUGGAGUACAAUGGUGCGAUCUUGGCUCACUGCAACCUCUGCCUCCCAUUCAGUCAAUUCUCCUGCCUCAGCCUCCAGAGUAGCUGGGAUUUUAGGCGUUGGCCACCACACUUGGCUAAUUUUUGUAUUUUUAGUAGAGAUGGCGUCUCACCAUGUUGGCUAGGCUGGUCUCAAACUCCUGACCUCAGGUGAUCCACCCACCUUGGCCUCCCAAAGUGCUAGGAUUACAGGUGUGAGCCACCGCACCGACCUUACAUUUUUUAAUUUUUAAAAAAAUUCAAAAGAAUACUAUUUGGUGGUACAUGAGAAUUAUAUAAAAUUAUUUCAGUGUUCAUAAAUCAGGUUCCACUGGAACACAGCUGUGCACACUCGUUUCUGUCUUCUCUAUGCUGCUUCCAUGCUAUGCAGCAGAGUGGAAUAGACACAGCAGAGACCAGCUGGCAAAGUGUGAAAUAUUUCGUGUCUAGCCCUCUUUCAGAAGGCUACCAACCCCUGCUCUAGAGAAGUAGUAGAUUUUAAACACUAUAUGCUGAAAAUUAUAGUUAAUAAAGCAUUUAAACUUUUAGGGAGUUUUGGACACUUGAAAUAAACCUCCUUUGGGUAAAGGUAACUUUCUAUUACUGUCAAUAAUCUUGUUUAGAAUAAACACGAAAAUGUCAAAAGUGCAGUUAUUAUUGUAUUGGGGAGCGGAAUCUACCCAUUGCCUUCUUUCACCUAAAAAAUAAUAACACAUAAGUGCAACUGAAAUAUAGCCCCUGUCUGAAAACUACAAAACUGCCAGAUAUUUCUGUGCUUCAGAACAUGGUGUCUUACACAACAGAAGUAUUUAGUUUGAACUUUGGGUUGGAGAUAUUCCUUUGACUAUGGCAGUGUCUCCCAGAGUAAACUGAUCAUAGGAAAUUUUAAAAAUAAUUUAUUGGCAGAAAGCCAUGAGGAGUUAACAAAUUAUAAUUUAGACUUUUAUAAAUGGUCACAUAGAUGAAAUAAUGAAUACUCAAUCAUAUAUGCUUAUAACAACUUUAUGACUAAAAAUGACAAAUGAUAAAUAACACAAAUUUUCUGUUACUAAAUAUAAAAGCAAUCAAGCCUUCUCACAUAUCAUUAGGUAAUCUUGAUCUGGUAAACCAUUUCUUAAAGGUGCAUUAUUGCAUAGCCGUAUUUUUCCUAUGUAUUUAAAUAUAAAUACACUGAUUUUUGAGAUAUUGACAGUAUACAUAUGCUAUAACAUUGUUUGAAGAUGGUGGUUUAUGUGGCAAUAAUGCAACAUUUUAGAUUGUUUUGUAUUACUUAAAAUUAAAUGAGGAGCCCAAUAUAAUGAUCCAAACAGA
Messenger RNA from Callithrix jacchus (white-tufted-ear marmoset), 4025 nucleotides. It is a transcript of the gene PPP1R3G, whose product is annotated as protein phosphatase 1 regulatory subunit 3G. The record is from RefSeq and is a predicted model, not a curated record. Gene Ontology annotation, biological process: regulation of glycogen biosynthetic process. Gene Ontology annotation, molecular function: glycogen binding; protein phosphatase 1 binding. Gene Ontology annotation, cellular component: protein phosphatase type 1 complex. Lineage: Eukaryota; Metazoa; Chordata; Mammalia; Primates; Cebidae.